GAAUUAAAAUCAUAUUAUCUAAAAAAAAAAAGCACAACAUCUAUGGCAAAACUCGCCUAACAGAGUAUACCAUAAUAUAUCGCGACGGACCUGGCAAUUCUAAACAAUUUAACAAGCUGGUGUUAAGCACAAAACUCUAAUCCGGCAUUCUUCCGCAUUGUAUUUGUUUAUCAAAGCAAUUUAGUGACCGGCUACCGACUAAAUUAUUAAUUAGUUGCUUAAUGAUUAGUGCUUAGUGGCCUUUUGACAUUUAAAAUGGCAGCAGCUAUUCAAGAUGUUUUUAACGAAAAUUUACAAAAUGCAAUUCUAAAGAGUAAAGUGUUGGUUGUGGGUGCCGGUGGCAUCGGUUGUGAAAUACUUAAGAAUUUAGUGUUGUCUGGAUUCCCUGAUAUCGAAAUUAUUGAUCUUGAUACAAUAGAUGUGAGCAAUUUGAAUCGUCAAUUUCUUUUUCAAAAACAACAUAUCGGAAAGUCAAAAGCUACAGUAGCCCGUGAAACGGCACUCACUUUUAAUCCAGACGUUAAAAUCAUUGAUCAUCAUGACAAUAUUACUUCUACUGAUUAUGGAAUAUCAUACUUUAAAAAGUUCACAUUCGUUUUGAAUGCGUUAGAUAAUAGAGCAGCAAGAAAUCACGUUAAUCGCAUGUGCUUGGCAGCAGAAAUACCACUGAUUGAAUCAGGAACCGCAGGUUACGAUGGGCAAGUCGAACUCAUUAAGAAAGGAUUAACACAAUGUUAUGAAUGUACUCCAAAGGUAGCGCAAAAAACAUUCCCUGGAUGUACUAUACGUAACACACCUAGUGAAACAAUUCAUUGCAUCGUUUGGGCAAAACAUUUAUUUAAUCAAUUGUUUGGCGAAGAAGAUCCAGAUCAAGAUGUCUCUCCAGACACAGCUGAUCCAGAAGCAACAGGAGAUACUAUAGGAGAAACUGCUUUGCAGUCUGAAGCUAAUGAUAAUGGAAAUAUUAAACGUGUUUCUACACGAUCGUGGGCCCAAUCUAAUAAUUACGAUCCUGAAAAACUAUUUACCAAACUCUUCCACGAUGAUAUUAAAUACCUUCUCAGUAUGGAUAAUUUAUGGAAAAAACGUAGACCGCCGACACCAUUAGAUUGGAAUAAUUUAUCCGAUGGAGUUUAAUUUCAAUUAUUAGUUGCCAGCUGUAGUAAAGAGGAUGAAAAUUCUGUACUGAGGGAUCAACAACGCUGGAGUAUAUCAAAAUGUGGCUUAGUCUUUGCAGAAUCGCUUAAAAAUUUAAAUGCUAAUUUUACGAAUUGUAGACAAAAGUCUGCAACGGAUCAUCUUGUAUGGGACAAAGAUGACGAAGCGGCUAUGAAUUUUGUAGCAUCCUGUACCAAUAUUCGAGCCCACAUCUUUGGCAUUCCACAAAAAACCCGAUUUGACAUUAAAUCAAUGGCUGGUAAUAUCAUUCCAGCAAUAGCUACAACCAAUGCAAUAAUUGCCGGAGUGGUAAUUUUACAUGCUUUCCGGGUAUUGUUGAAUAUGUUACAAGACUGUAAAUCCGUUUAUCUUCGACCAAAAAUGAAUCAUCGAAAUCAGCUGCUAGUGCCAGAAAAGUGCAUAAAUGCACCCAAUCCAAAGUGCUACGUAUGUGCCAAAACUCCAACAGCUGCUCUCGCUGCCGAUGUAACAAGUAUGACUGUAAAGCAGUUAGAAGAUACAGUAUUAAAGCAAGGUAUGAAUAUGAUUGCUCCGGAUGUUAUGAUAGAUGGGAAAGGCAUAGUUGUUAUUAGUAGCGAAGAAGGAGAAACAGAAGAUAAUAAUAACAAAAUUUUACAAGAGGUUGGAAUUGUGGAUGGAUCGGUUCUUUGCGUUGAUGAUUUUUUGCAGAAUUAUUCCUUAAAAGUAACUGUUAUUCAUCGAGAUAAACCUGCGCCUAACAGUGACGAAUCCGAGUUUAUUAUUACAGCAGAUGCAGAAGACCUCAAACCUAAAGAAGAAAAUAACAUUGGUGCAAAACCUUCUACAUCGAACGGAGAUGCUGCUAAGAGUGAGAAUGAGGUGUCGCCCGAAAAAUCCGAACUGGGCUCAGCGAAGAAGCGAAAAACCGAUCCACUUUCAGAUACUACACCAAGCAAAAAGCGAAAGGUUGAGGUGAGCAGCAAUGUAUCCGACAGCGAUGAUGACAUUUGUAUAGUUGAACACGACGCCAAUUCUAAUUCUGUGGCGAUGUCAAAAUUGCCAAUGAAGCAUAAAAUUCCCACAACUAAGCACGACGAUGACGAGAACGACAACAAUGACGACGAUGACGAUUGCUUUAUUGUUGAUAUCGACGAUGAUAAUUCUGAUGUCUGCAUGAUAUCCGAGAAGACUAAGUAAUCGAUCCAUAGUAUUAAGUCACCUUUUUUUUCUUCAUUUUUUUUUUUUUACAUUAUUC
Molecule: messenger RNA, 2395 nt
Organism: Ceratosolen solmsi marchali
Lineage: Eukaryota; Metazoa; Arthropoda; Insecta; Hymenoptera; Agaonidae
Gene: Uba2
Product: Ubiquitin-like activating enzyme 2
Exons: 8
Biological process (GO): protein sumoylation
Cellular component (GO): cytoplasm; SUMO activating enzyme complex
Molecular function (GO): SUMO activating enzyme activity
Source: RefSeq, a predicted model, not a curated record